Messenger RNA from Neurospora crassa OR74A, 3594 nucleotides. Its product is annotated as gliotoxin biosynthesis protein GliK. NCBI's taxonomy places the organism in Eukaryota, Fungi, Ascomycota, Sordariomycetes, Sordariales, Sordariaceae. Bases 203 to 1654 code for a protein of 483 amino acids. The transcript has 2 exons. The record is from RefSeq and is a predicted model, not a curated record. Gene Ontology annotation, molecular function: gamma-glutamylcyclotransferase activity.
CACAAACAAAUCUGUCAUCCCACCUUUUGGUGCCUUAGUUGAUCUUGAAUCUUGUAUACUUCAACAUCAUCCAACGUCCACCUUUCGCCAUUCUCAUUGCAAUCACGUCUUUGAUAGUAUCCUUCUGAUUGGUACAUCUUUUCCAUCCCCACUACUGAUCUGUCACCACCUGUGCACGGGCGAUAUCCCGACCCAGGCAAUCAUGUACUCCCGGAAGGACUACAACGCGACGGAAUGUGGCAUGUACGCCAGGGAUGAUAAGGAUACAACGUCCGCAACGCUCAAGCAUCUCGAAUACCUUCCAUCCUCGGCCUCCACCGCAAAACCAUCCGUAUUCUCAAUCCCACGGACCUCUCGCGCCCGUCUCUCCCAACCAGACGUCUCACCCACUCCCUUCCCCGAUGAACCGAUCCCAGUACCUGCUGCGGCGGAUGUGGGCAAACUCCCAUCAUCCAGCACCGUCCUCUACCUUGCCUAUGGCUCCAACAUGUGCGCCGAAACCUUCCUCGGCAUGCGCAAGAUCCGUCCCCUCAGCCAAGUAAACGUCUCGGCGCCUUCGAUCCGUCUGACCUUCGACCUGCCCGGUAUUCCUUAUCUGGAGCCCUGCUUCGCCAACGUCGCUUUGCGGAAGCUGCCCAGGAAGCCACCAGUGAUUCCUAUCCCGCCUAUCGAUCCGCCCCAUCUUCCAUCUCCGGGACCCCAACCACCGGCCCAGGGAAACUCGGGGGGAAAAAGUGCAGCCGACUCGGAUUGGAACAUGGACACGGGCGGUCUUAUCGGCGUAGUCUACGAAGUAACAGCAGAAGACUACGCCCGCAUCAUAGCGACCGAAGGCGGCGGAGCCAGCUACCACGAGAUCUUGGUCCCCUGCAUCGAACUGCCCGCGCCCGUUCGGAUCCCCGAACACCCCCGCCCGGACUUGCCCAAACCUUUUCUGGCGCGGACGUUGUACGCUCCUCAGGUGCCUGACCUCCCCGACGACGAUGGCAACGAUCCUAAGCACCCCUACCCGAAGCCUCCCGGAGGCUUGGAUUCUACUACUAUUACCGGCGGAGACUCCGACCCCAAAGACCCCAAACAACCACCCAAACUUCCCCCCAAAUGGCGCCAGGCGUUAUCUAAACUCCUCCUCCCCAUACACCGCCCCCAAACUCCCCCGACUCAACCUUCCCUCCGCUAUCUUACCCUCCUCCGCUCCGGCGCCAUCGAGCACGAACUCCCGCCCGCUUAUCAGUCCUACCUAAACAACCUCGAACCCUACACCGUCACCUCCACCCGGCAGCAACUUGGUCGGCUGAUAUUCAUGGUCGUCUGGAUGCCGCUUUUCUUCAUUGUGUUGAAGUUUACGAAAUGGGUUGCUGAUGAUAAGGGCAAGGUUCCGGGGUGGGUUGCGGGGAUGAUGAGCGUGAUGAUGCAUUUCGUUUGGGGGAGCUAUGAUUUUGUAUUCAAACCGCUUUUUGGAGAGGGGGAGAGGACGGUUCAUGACGGUGAUGGGGAUGAUGGUGAUGACGGUAAGGGUGGAGAGGAGAAGAAGGGGCGGGUGAAUGGCAGAAAGAGAUCGGGGUCUUGGUUGAGUAGACGAAGAAGUGAGAUGGUAGUCGAUGAUGAGGAGAAGAGGUGUUUGUUGGGUAAUCUUGUGGAGGAUUCUGAAUGAGAUCCGGGACAAGGUCUGGUUUGAUGCAUGGUUCAAGGUUUAAUUUUGGGGUCGUUGCACUCUGCACAGUUUACCUGGAUACUAUAUCGACAUGGCUACACCAUCCCGCGAGGAAGGAUCUUCUCCUUAGAAUUGUGAAUGAUUUUAUGUUCCUCAAUGGUAUCCGACACGCUAUGGCACGCAUAAAACCGAACCCGUAUAACACGAUGAACUCAAAUGCCGUUCCCCACACCUUGGAACAGUGGAACUCCCCCGACAACAGGCUCGAUGCACUUUAAAAACCCCAAAGUACCUAAACCGCCGUAAAACGCCCCAUGAUCGCAACCCGAACCGAUAUUUGCAUCUCUUUUCCAUGUCUUUUACUUGAAAAGCUUGGGAAUCUCCUCCACCUUAAUCUCCUGGUCGAUGAUGCGUUCAACAGCCAUGAAGACGGGGUAACGCUCCUCGGCGCCCUUGGCACGGAGGAAGCUGCUGACCUCGCGGGUAGUGGAGAUACCCUGCAGCUUCUGUCCGUUAAGCUCCGUCUUCUCAACCUCCUCAAUGGGCAGGUUGCGCUCCACGGCCAACUUGGAGCACCUCCAGUUGCGGGCGGAAGUGCAGCUCACGAUCAUGUCACCCCAGCCGGCACUUUCCUCCCAGAAGGUCCUGGGUUCGAUCUGGCCGGGGAAGAACUCGUUGGCGAAACGAAUAAUCUCCUGCAUGCCGCGGCGCAUGACGGCCGUCUUAGCAGUCAUGUUCCAGCCGUGUCCCUCGACAUAGCCGCAAGCAAUGGCGACAAUGUUCUUGAGCGCACCAGCCAGCGAGACACCGACAAUGUCUGACACCAUGGAAACAGUGAAGUAGGGGCGGCUGAAGAGCAGCGACCACUCAUCGUGAUCCAGAGGAGGGUAGUCGAGCGGCAGCGGCGUGAGUUGCUUGGUGUGGUCGUUAGACUCGCCGUUGCCGACCGGCCUGCCGUUCUCGUCGCGCCUGUCAACCAAGGGGGUGUUGUAGGCAAUGGUGGUCUCGCACCACUGCUCGUUGGCAAUCUCGCUGGCAAUGUUGGCACCGCUAAGGGCACCGCAGUAGAUGUUGAGAGCGUCGCUGACGUAGUUGCAAAUAAGCUCGAUCUUGUCGUCGGUGACGGAGACACCCUUGAUGCAGCUGAUGCCGCGAGCAUAGGGCGCAAUGUGGUCCUUGAUCUGUCUGCAGAUGUUGCCAAUGAACUCAUGGGGAAGGUUGAAGAUAAGGAUGCUCGAGUCCUUGACGGCGUCUACCAGCGAAGGGUUGGCGACAAGGUUGUGGGGCAACGGGAUGCCGGGGAGGUAUUUGACGUUCUCAUGAUAUGUGUUAAGGAUGUGGGUGAGCUUCUGCGGUUGCUCGCCGAUCGAGGCAUCAAAGUGCUUGGAGUCCUUGGGGAGAGUGACGUUCUCCUCGUAAACCCACAUCUGAACAUCCUUCUCGAACGUAUCGGGGUGCUCUGCGCAGUUCUCGGCAACGAGCUUGGCCACUGUGGUGCCCCAGUUACCGGAACCGAUGACGGUAACCUUGUGUUUCUUGAUGAAGUUGUUGACAGUCAUUUUGGCGACUUGAGAGUAUCUGCGGACAGGGAGGUGUCGUGUAUUAUUCAGAGGAGGAGCAAGGGAGGCUCUGCUACUGCGGGUGGACCAGAGGGACGAAGCUGGCUCAAGAACGUCGGCACGGGUUGCGAUUUGGGGGCUUCGGGGGAGUUGUUGGUGAAAAGGAGAAGUUGGCUUCGAAAUAGCGGCCGAAGACUGGACGUAAAACCGACGGCGGAGCGCUGAGUGGGUAGGCGGGGACGAGAACGAUAGAGGUAGUUUUGGGCCUUGACCCUGUACAAGAUAAUGGAAGACGGAGGCGGCGUCUGAGCUCAAGAUUCGGCUUCUGUAACGAGCCUGAUGGAGAAGGGGUUGUCCGAGACGGGAACAGUUCAUCUGAUA